This is a messenger RNA of Cydia strobilella, 2585 nucleotides long. Its product is annotated as E3 ubiquitin-protein ligase MARCHF5. The transcript has 4 exons. Lineage: Eukaryota; Metazoa; Arthropoda; Insecta; Lepidoptera; Tortricidae. Gene Ontology annotation, molecular function: zinc ion binding; ubiquitin protein ligase activity. Bases 226 to 1209 code for a protein of 327 amino acids. The record is from RefSeq and is a predicted model, not a curated record. Gene Ontology annotation, biological process: protein polyubiquitination; regulation of mitochondrial fission. Gene Ontology annotation, cellular component: mitochondrial outer membrane.
ACGUUGUUGUAUCGUUGUUGAAAUCUACAAUCCAACUCGUGCAAAAGGACAUUUCCACAUUUCCUUCCGUCAGACGUUUGACAAAAAUAUUUUUAUCGUCCCAUGGAAAAUAUUGCAGUUUGUUUCGUUAUACAGUGUCUCAAUUGCGUGUAUCUCGCGGCGCAGUAAACUCGGUUUUUAGAUAACUAAAUUGCUUGCUUGUUUAUUUGUAAAGACGCAAUAACAAUGUCUGUAGAAGAGAAAUCUGGUUCCGAUGCGCGUAGUGGUAGUGCGAAUUCGUUGGUUGUACACGGGGAUGAUGAGAACGCGAAGACUUGUUGGGUGUGCUUUGCGACGGAGGCGGACGAUCGGCUGGCGGCGUGGGUGCAACCUUGCAAGUGCAAAGGAACUACGAAAUGGGUCCAUCAGAGCUGCCUCCAGCGGUGGGUUGACGAGAAACAGCGGGGCAACAUUACCAGAAAAGUCCUUUGUCCUCAGUGCAAAGCGGAGUACAUCGUAGUUUUCCCUUCAAUGGGGGCGUUUGUGGCACUAUUAGACGCUAUGGAGGAGAUCACACACAAGAUCUGUCCCUUCAUAGCGGGAGGAGUGUUGCUGGGAUCGAUAUAUUGGAUCGCCAUCACUUAUGGAGCCGUCACUGUUAUGCAGGUGGUCGGCCAUCGCGAGGGUCUGGAGAUGAUGGAGUCCGCCGACCCACUAGUUCUGCUGGUGCUGCUGCCGACGAUACCCGUGACGCUCAUCAGCGCCAAGAUGUACAACUGGGAGGACUCCGUCCUGUUGUUCUUGAGGAAGUACUGCGCGAAGAUACCGGCCCUGUCUUACAUACUACCGUUUGGAAACGUGGAAGGCGACCGAGGCGCCAUCGUCUCCGGGCCGUCAAAUCCCGCCAACGCAAACUCCGGCUCCCACCUCUCACCCACAAGAAUAUUCUGCUCUGCGCUGCUCCUGCCCACCAUCUCCACAAUCAUUGGCAAAAUCUUCUUCCGCUCCAUACAAAACAAUCUACACAGAACUAUACUAGGAGGCCUCACCUACAUAACUAUCAAAGGAGCGCUCAAAAUCUACCACAAACAAAUGCUAUACAUCAGGCAUUCGAGCCGGAAAAUUCUAGAUUAUACCGAAUCGAAUUUAAAGCUGUACAGAACGCUUACAGCGGCUCCUAGUGGAGACACGGUCGCCAGUUCAAGAGACGAAUCGGAGCAGGUUGUAUAAACAUUACUUUGUACGUGAUGACGUAUCUAAGGUACAAGAAUAUUGUAUCAGUUUCGAAAUCGAUACCUGUUUUAUAUGGUUUUAGAUCUCGAUACGGGUGACCGUAUUUGUAAGUGCUUAGACUAUUUUCGUAUAGCGGACGUUGUCUUAGUAUAAUCGUAAUUGAAAAGUUAUGACUAUUAACGUCCUUGUAUAAUUUAGCGUUUUAUGAGUGCUUUUCAUACUAAGCUAUUUAGACAGAGAUGGUUUUAUCCAUGAUAACUAGUAGAAGAAACUAGUAUACGCUAGAUUUCCAAUUGACAAUGCUAAGAAUAUUCAUUCUUUGUUUCUUUAACUUAAAUUUCUUGUAAUAAAUUUGAAAUGUCUUUAACUCGAAAGGUUAGCAACUUAACUAACCAAUGGACUGACUUUAAGUUUGUGACAAACUAAUGAACUCAUAAUAACUAACGUCUUUGUUAUUUAUGUUAUUAUCAUUUAGACGGCUAUGGAUUUUUAUUUUUUUCCAAAAUGGAUUUUACCUAAAAUAAUAAGAGGUUUUUGAGAAUAAUAAGUUUAGAAUGUUAGAAAAGAUAUGAUCGUAAAGGAUUAAUUUGUUGGUGCAUAUAAAUUUGAGAGUAAGUGUCUGAAUCACGUGGCAUUUUAUACAUUGUAUAGGCUAGUAUGCACAGAUUAAUGUCUGCAUAAUAAAUGGAAUGGUAGAAAAUUGCCAGUCGCUUUUAAUAUGUGGAUGUUAUUUUUGUGCCUUUUGACUCAAGUUUACGAGUAAGUCGUUAUGCCAAACUUUCAAUAGGUAUAUAUAUCAUAGUUAUCAGACUAUAUUAGACCUUAUUUCAAUGCGAUGUCUUCUAACGAACACUUAUGCGUAUAUACCUCGGUCGUAUAGUAAAAUUUUCGUGAAAAAGCUAAUGAAUUUUGAGGUGUGUGCCGGUAUUUUUAUUUGUGGCAGCACAUACGAUGUAAAAUAAUUCUUAAUGCUUUAUAAUAAAGUUCAGAUUACAGAAACAUGACCACUAAGUAUCAAACUUAAGGAAUUAAAUACAAAUAAAUUAUAUGGUCUUAAUUCCGUGUCUUACCCCCUUACUCAUAAACGCACUACAAGCCUGAAUUGGCUAAUUAGUUUGUCUUAAUCUGUCAUUUGACUAAUGUAUUCGUAAUAAAAAGAGAUAAAACAUAAAUUAAGUAAUUGACGCUUUUAACGCGUUUACGAAUAAGGUGGUAAGUAAAUAAAACAAUUUUAUUUACAAGUUUCUAGCUAGAAUUAACACAAUAAACCAAACAAUAUAGAUAUAAUUUAAAUAAAUUGAAAUAGGUUAAAUGUUCCGCUUAGAUAAAAUAGAAUGGUGAUAUAAUAAAGUCCUGGGGCCGAUUGCAGAAUA